AUGGAGCGGUCAGUGUGUCUCCCUGCAGUGUGUCUCCCUGCAGUGUGUCUCCCUGCAGUGUGUCUCCCUGCAGUGUGUCUCCCUGCAGUGUGUCUCCCUGCAGUGUGUCUCCCUGCAGUGUGUCUCUCUGCAGUGUGUCUCCCUGCAGUGUGUCUCCCUGCAGUGUGUCUCGCUGCAGUGUGUCUCCCUGCAGUGUGUCUCCCUGCAGUGUGUCUCUCUGCAGUGUGUCUCUGCAGUGUGUCUCCCUGCAGUGUGUCUCUCUGCAGUGUGUCUCCCUGCAGUGUGUCUCCCUGCAGUGUGUCUCGCUGCAGUGUGUCUCCCUGCAGUGUGUCUCGCUGCAGUGUGUCUCCCUGCAGUGUGUCUCGCUGCAGUGUGUCUCUCUGCAGUGUGUCUCCCUGCAGUGUGUCUCCCUGCAGUGUGUCUCCCUGCAGUGUGUCUCCCUGCAGUGUGUCUCCCUGCAGUGUGUCUCCCUGCAGUGUGUCUCCCUGCAGUGUGUCUCCCUGCAGUGUGUCUCCCUGCAGUGUGUCUCCCUGCAGUGUGUCUCCCUGCAGUGUGUCUCUCUGCAGUGUGUCUCGCCGCGGUGUGUCUCCCUGCAGUGUGUCUCCCUGCAGUGUGUCUCCCUGCAGUGUGUCUCCCUGCAGUGUGUCUCGCUGCAGUGUGUCUCCCUGCAGUGUGUCUCCCUGCAGUGUGUCUCCCUGCAGUGUGUCUCCCUGCAGUGUGUCUCCCUGCAGUGUGUCUCCCUGCAGUGUGUCUCCCUGCAGUGUGUCUCUCUGCGGUGUGUCUCUCUGCGGUGUGUCUCGCCGCGGUGUGUCUCGCUGCGUGUGUCUCUGCAGUGUGUCUCUCUGCAGUGUGUCUCGCCGCAGUGUGUCUCGCCGCAGUGUGUCUCGCCGCAGUGUGUCUCGCCGCAGUGUGUCUCCCUGCAGUGUGUCUCGCUGCAGUGUGUCUCUCUGCAGUGUGUCUCGCCGCAGUGUGUCUCCCUGCAGUGUGUCUCCCUGCAGUGUGUCUCCCUGCAGUGUGUCUCCCUGCAGUGUGUCUCCCUGCAGUGUGUCUCCCUGCGUGUGUCUCGCCGCAGUGUGUCUCCCUGCAGUGUGUCUCCCUGCAGUGUGUCUCUGCAGUGUGUCUCUCUGCAGUGUGUCUCGCCGCAGUGUGUCUCGCCGCAGUGUGUCUCGCCGCAGUGUGUCUCGCUGCAGUGUGUCUCUCUGCAGUGUGUCUCGCCGCAGUGUGUCUCCCUGCAGUGUGUCUCUCUGCAGUGUGUCUCUCUGCAGUGUGUCUCGCCGCAGUGUGUCUCGCUGCAGUGUGUCUCUCUGCAGUGUGUCUCUCUGCAGUGUGUCUCCCUGCAGUGUGUCUCUCUGCAGUGUGUCUCGCCGCAGUGUGUCUCUGCAGUGUGUCUCUGCAGUGUGUCUCGCUGCAGUGUCUCGCCGCAGUGUGUCUCUGCAGUGUGUCUCGCUGCAGUGUCUCGCCGCAGUGUGUCUCUGCAGUGUGUCUCGCCGCAGUGUGUCUCGCCGCAGUGUGUCUCGCCGCAGUGUGUCUCGCCGCAGUGUGUCUCGCCCCGUCUCCAGUGACCACAUGUGA
This is a messenger RNA of Knipowitschia caucasica, 1572 nucleotides long. The record is from the annotation of a GenBank genome assembly. Lineage: Eukaryota; Metazoa; Chordata; Actinopteri; Gobiiformes; Gobiidae.